CCGGAAUCCCGCUGCCGAAAGAACGUUCUUUACUGUUGGCGGAUAGGACGCUCGGUUUGGUAUGGAUGUGGCCGUUACUCAUUUGCUCGAAUUCCCCACUACUCGGAAUGGAAUUCCUCUGUAUGCAGACGACAAGUGUCACUUUUCUACGUCCAACAGCUUUUCGGCUAUUAAGCAUCGCCGUGAGAAUGGGGCUUCCCAAUCAAACACCGUUGUCGCAUCCUCUAUGGCCCCGCAUGACACAGGCAGACAUCUACUAAGGCCACCUAAAAAAGUCUCGAUUUCUUCCCCGGUACCUCGACGGUUAUCCGAUCUAAUGUAUGUGGAGCAUUAUGAAAAUGGUGGUGGAUAUGCCCUACACGCUUAUGCAGACGAACUGGCUCAUCUCUCCAGGGCUGAACUGGAUUUGUUCGCUAGAAAAUACUUCAAGUCAUUAUUUUCUGAGCGCCGCAAGCCUGGAUUCUCCGUGCCAUUUUCAUAUUACUGUAUAGGAGUGGUACACGGUGCUGCCCGGCGGAUCCCGGAAUUACUGCAUCGUCUGUCUCAAGCAUACCCGCAACUGAAGGUUGCCACGAAUCCAUUAGAACAUAAGAGCGCUACAGAGUCAAUUUCCUUGUCUAUGUAUGCUCAAAACGUCUAUAAAACCUACACACGCGGAAUUUUUCGAUACGGUCCCAUGCAUGCUAUCAGCAUCGUCGGAGUGAAGGGUGAGGAACAUGGGUGUUUCUCUCGGGAACUCAUUGAAAUGAUUGAUAAAGACCCUUUCCUUCACUUAGUUACUCCAUGGGGAAAAUUAUCUAGUCUGGAAAAUAUGGAUCCCCAUGACAGUAAUGACGGACCCAUUAUCUGGGCAUGUCAUGGAGAGCAGUCCGUUCCACUAAGUAACUCAUUAAACAAAAAUCGAAAAAGGAUGUCACAGAAUUCCGACCUGACUGAGUUACUUGUCAGUCGGCGUACAAGACGCAUUCGGCAGGUCCUCGUUACCGAUCGAACUCCUUGUCAUGCUGACCAUGUGGGUGAUGGUUUUGGCCGUCACACAACUGCUGCCGUCGGACUGCUGAAAGCCAUAUAUCCCCCAAAUUCCAGGGAGCUCAAUCGCGCAUCCAAGGACGUCGUAAAUCCUCCUGCAUCCUCAUGCACAUUCCCCCCAAAACCGGUAGUGGACCUCGAUGAAUCAAAAAGAAACCCAUACUCCACCGAAUUUCGUUCCCCUGGUCGGAUUGUGAAAGAUGUCGUCGUGUUCGAUCCUCGACACUAUCCCGACUUAGUGAAACGACUGCGGCUAGAUAUCAUGGAACCACCGGCUAGCCAGGUGAACCAUUUGUUCAGUUGACUCAUCUUGCUCAUUCACUUCUUUUUGAAUCAUGCCGAUGUGUUACAUUCAUUUGGAGCUUUCUGUCACACUAUAUUGCUAUUCUAGUUCCAUUUAACCUGGCCCGUGGCUGAAUGGAUCACAAACCUUCCUUGUGAUUCGGAGGUCGCUGGUUCUAGCCUGCGUAGGGAAUCGGCAGGCCCUAGCAGUAUCCUUUGUUCAUGCACAGCUGGUAUUGGUUGCAUGGCAGCGAUGCGUUGGUAUUGCGUACCGGCAUACUGGUGAUGCCUUUUUCCUUUUUCUUCUUAACCCUGGUUAAGGGACCCAGACUCUAACGAAAUCGGUUGGAUAAAACGUCCAGCAUUCCGUCUGGAAGAUGAUUCGCUUGUCUCAUGGUAGUGCCCUAGAUUCAACCAAUGGCAUUUUGCCACAUUUUCAUUUUCAAGCUCAUUGUGUAGACGGACUUUAUAAACUAAUGAAGUCGUAUCCUAAGUACCACGUUUUGUCUUCUCGCAAGAGUGUUCCUGGUAGACUUCUGUUUUAUAGUCGAGCGUCUGGGCUCUGAGAUCGGCACAUUCGCGAUCCAUAGAAGGCCACAACAACCCUAUGCCUUAUUCCCUGUCCGGCAUGUUCCAACCUCGACGAUUCAGUGUUGGCGCAGUGACUCAGGAGCCUGACUUACGUUUGUGCUUGAAGAUCCAGCCCACGCUUUUAUCUAGGAUUGGUACUGUGGUGUUAUCUCUGUCUGUACAAAAUUACUUGUGGUUUAGUUGACAACGAAGCAUCGGAGCAAAGCAACGGCUUGAUAUUAAAGCUUCUCUUUUAUCAGUUGGCACUUUAGGGUACAACAUUCGACCUUCUCUGGACGAAUCAUAGAUGGUUACGGCGUCGGGUUUGAUCAUUUGUCGGACGCCGUCUGUCGCUACGCUUUCCGUUUGCUCUUCCUCUUUGUAUUCACCCCCACCCGCAUUCACAUUCACACCGUGUCUCUCUGAAAUGCCACCGUUCGCGCUAUCAAUGCUGAGUUCACCCGAAUCGAGUUUGUACUACAUGGUAUUAAACGCAUCCAAGAGAGAAAGUCUCACUGGUUUUUGGCCUAUCACUGACAGGAAAAUUGCUUCGGUUAUUAUGUACGCCGUUUAUAACUGUCUGCGCAAAUUCGCGCUCUAUCGGCACUUUACUGCAGCCUAUCCCACAGUCGCUACUCUAUAGUCCGUUCACAUCGGAACGACUUGACUUCACGUCACAUUCAUCUGCGUGUUCUUCGCAAACAAAUCUUGACAAUCGCACAUAACAAUCAUGUGACCUGUCAUUUUUACUAAUAUUAAAUACGCAUCUAUUUGUUUCGGGCUUGGUUGAAAUGCGGGUCCACAAUUUCAAGCCUUGCAUCAAUGAUCCAUUCUACGCAUUAGGUAAGAGUGAGAAAUACCCCAGCUAUUGGGCCACAAUACAAUUCGAUUAGAUGGCAUUAACG
This is a messenger RNA of Dicrocoelium dendriticum, 2786 nucleotides long. NCBI's taxonomy places the organism in Eukaryota, Metazoa, Platyhelminthes, Trematoda, Plagiorchiida, Dicrocoeliidae. The record is from the annotation of a GenBank genome assembly.